Messenger RNA from Xenopus laevis (African clawed frog), 5299 nucleotides. It is a transcript of the gene emsy.S, whose product is annotated as EMSY, BRCA2-interacting transcriptional repressor S homeolog. Gene Ontology annotation, biological process: regulation of DNA-templated transcription. NCBI's taxonomy places the organism in Eukaryota, Metazoa, Chordata, Amphibia, Anura, Pipidae. Gene Ontology annotation, cellular component: nucleus; nucleoplasm. The transcript is spliced from 19 exons. The record is from RefSeq and is a predicted model, not a curated record. The coding region runs from base 464 to 4420 and encodes 1318 amino acids.
UACAAAAGUGAGUCGUAGUGGGCACUACACUGUGUUUUCCUUUUUGACCCUAAAGGGCUUCCGUGCGCAUCCUUCCCAGCUUGAAAAAGACUCCUCCCCUCGUUCGAGAUCUCAGGUCCGACCUAUCGGUGUUGAGGACUACAUUUCCCAGGGUGACUCUGUACGCAUGCGCAAUGUUACCGGCGCGCCAUCUUGACAGCGGGAGUCGCAAUCAAACUGAGCGGAGCCUUUCCUGUCGGAUGGUUCCUUGAUCGGACCUUCGACGGGAGGUGAGUGGUGAAACGCUGAGUCCUGCUGCCGGGCGAGGCACAAGUGGGCGAUCCACACAGAGUUCCAAUUGUGUCCGUGGAGAUGGAAGGAGUGAUUUCUCCCCUCACAGAAUCAAAACAAAGGGAAGAUUCCAUCUAAUCUCACCUCUGGCUUUCCUUGUGCAGGGAGGGCGCCCUGUGGAGGAGAAGCCAGAAUGCCAGUUGUGUGGCCCACGCUCCUGGACUUUAGCAGGGAUGAAUGCAAGAGAAUUCUUCGCAAGUUGGAACUGGAGGCGUAUGCGGGCGUUAUUAGUGCUCUUAGGGCACAGGGAGACCUCAGCAAGGAGAAGAAGGAGCUUCUAGGAGAACUUUCCAAAGUAUUAAGCAUUUCAACAGAGCGACACCGCGCUGAGGUCCGAAGAGCCGUCAACGAUGAGCGUCUUACAACUAUUGCCCACAAUAUGUCUGGUCCAAAUAGCUCUUCUGAGUGGUCAAUAGAGGGACGACGCUUGGUACCCCUGAUGCCGCGCUUAGUCCCUCAAACAGCUUUUACAGCUACGGCCAACGCAGUGGCUAAUGCUGCAGGGCAUCACAAUGCCUCCCUUCCUGAUCCUGCAGAGACUGGCAACAAAGAAGUGGUGGUUUGUUACUCCUAUACGAGUACUACAUCAACACCGACUUCCACCCCAAUUCCUAGUGGAAGUGUAGCUACUGUGAAGUCCCCUCGCCCUGCCAGUCCUGCGUCCAAUGUCGUUGUCCUUCCAAGCGGCAGCACCGUCUAUGUCAAAAGUGUCAACUGCUCAGAUGACGACGAGAAGCCACGUAAAAGGAGGCGCACAAAUUCCAACAGCUCUUCUCCAGUGAUACUAAAGGAAGUGCCCAAACCCACCACGCCAGUCUCCAAAACAAUCACGGUGCCUGUGACUGGCAGCCCCAAGAUGAGCAACAUCAUGCAGAGCAUUGCCAACUCCUUACCCCCCCACAUGUCUCCUGUGAAGAUCACAUUCUCCAAGCCUUCAACCCAGACCACAAACACUUCCACACAAAAGGUAAUAAUAGUUACCACCUCUCCGAGUUCAACAUUCGUUCCCAACAUAUUAUCCAAGUCCCACAAUUAUGCUGCUGUCACAAAACUGGUCCCCACUUCUGUCAUCACCUCGGCAACACAAAAGCAGCCGCUUGUAGUCACUGCCUCUCAGUCCUCUGUAGUCGCAAGCAGCAGUUCAUCUUCUCCACCACUGAGCUCCGCUAGUAUUGCUGUUACUUCAGUGGUAUCCUCUACUCCAUCUCUGCUCAUGUCAACAGUAGCACAAGGUACUUCAUCAUCUGCAGUCAAGGCAGCAACCAAUAGAUUACCAUCCCCCAAAAGUCUGGUUACUUCCCCCAGUCAGAUCUUGGCCCAGUUACCAAAACAAUACCAGCAGCCCCCCAAGCAUCAGUUACAUCAGAUAUCCCCACAGACGCAGCAUCUGACCCAGGCCACAGCAAUUGCACAUCCAGCUACAAUGACUCACCCACCCACUGCGCAGCCUGCUGCCAUGAAACCAACCAUACAGAUCAAGCAGGAAUCCGGUGUUAAGAUCAUCACUCAGCAAAUGCAGCCCAGUAAGAUUUUGCCCAAACCAGUCUCUGCAUCCCUGCCAAAUAGCAGCAACGCUCCCAUUAUGGUGGUGAGCAGCAAUGGGGCAAUCAUGACCACAAAACUGGUCACCACCCCUAGUGGGACACAAGCCACAUACACACGCCCAGCUGUCAGCUCUGCAUUGGGAGCCCGUAUGGCUGCUACACCCGGGGCUACCUAUGUAAAAACCACAAGUGGGAGCAUAAUCACCGUGGUACCAAAAUCACUGGCAACACUCGGAGGAAAAAUCAUAAGCAGUAAUAUAGUGACAGGUACAACAACAAAGAUCACCACUAUUCCCAUGACCUCUAAGCCUAAUGUGAUUGUGGUACAGAAAACUACAGGCAAAGGCACAACAAUACAGGGCCUCCCGGGGAAGAACGUAGUGACCACAUUACUGAAUGCGGGGGGGGAUAAAACCUUACAAGCAAUGCCAGCAGGAACAAAGCCGACAAUAAUCACUGCAACUCGUCCAAUCACCAAGAUGAUCGUGACACAGCCCAAGGGAAUGGGAUCGACUCUUCAGCCAACAACCAAAAUGAUCCCUACCAAAAUAGUGUACGGGCAACAAGGGAAGACCCAGGUUCUCAUAAAGCCCAAGCCUGUAACAUUCCAGGCCACUGUGAUGAGUGAACAGACCAGGCAGCUGGUAACAGAAACCCUGCAGCAAGCCUCCCGCGUGGUGGAGACCACAAGUGCUACCAUUCAUGAAGUCAAAGAAGAUACAGAGAGCAGCUCCUCUUCCACAGAGUCCUCCCAGAGCUCUCAAGAUUUCCAGCCUGUUGUUCAUGUUAUUGCUUCUCGAAGCCAGGAUUGGGCAGAACAUGAAAUAGCCAUGGAUACCACUCCUACCAUCAUCUACCAGGACAUUGCUGGGGAAUCCCAGUCUGCUACAUCCACCAUUAAGGCCCUUAUGGAGCUCCAGCAGACUGCAGUGAAAGAGAGAGUGGAAAAUAAACCACGGCAGCCGACCAUUGAUCUUAGUCAGAUGGCUGUUCCCAUUCAGAUGGCUGCAGAUAAACGUCACGCUGAAGGUGGCUCUAUUGCUGUGGUGGAGUCAGAGCUGGUGGCAGAAUACCUAAGUACAGGCAAAUCAAGACAAGUGACUUCUAGUAACACAGUGAGCUCUGGGGAUGUGCCUCUUCCUUCCCUCCUACAAGUGAGCCAUCCAACUCAGCAGCUGCAGCAACUGCAACCCACACGCACCCUAUUGCAGCACGUUAGCCAGUCCCAGACUGCAGCACAGGCAUCUGUAGUGGUGAAAUCCAUCCCUACCUCCUCCAGUGGAGCCAUCACUCAUAUCAUGCAACAGCAUUUUACUAACUUUGUCUCACAGGCACUGAGCAGCCACACGGCCUUCAGCAAGAGAAGUGAGGAGACUGUGGCCGAAGAGGGGGAAGUGGAGGAAAUGGACACUUUGGAUCCCCAAACUGGCAUUUUGUACCGAGCUGCCAUGGCCCAGAAGCAGCAGAAACAGAUCCAUGUUCAGCAGGAGGGAGCUCAGCUCCAAGUGAGGACCUUACAGUCUCUGCAGACCAAACAGAAGCAGCUCAUUCAGCUCCAGCCGGAUCAAAUGCAGCACAAACUCCAACAGACGGCUCAGCUAUCCAUCAGGCAGCAGAAGAUCACUCCUAUGCAGCAAGAGCGCCACCUGCUGGUGAAAGAGCGGCACAUCCCUAACAUCGUGUCUCAGCCCCAGCAGACUGUCGUGCAAGUUCUGGCAGUUAAAACCACUCAGCAGCUGCCCAAACUGCAGCAGGUUCAAGGUCAACAGAAGAUCUACAUGCAGACCCCUAUACAAGUGCCAGUCUCCUCUGAGAAACAGCUUGCUUCUCAGGUUACACAACCAAUCAUGUCCCCGGGAUCCGCUGUUACAAAGAUCACCUUUGAGGGCCACCAGCCUCCUACUGUUUCCAAGGCAACGGUUAGUGACUGCCUGCCCAAACUGACUCCGGCUCUUGCUAGCAUCCUACCUUCCUCCCAGAGCACAGACAAGGCGUCUGUAGGAGAUAUAUUGAAGAUGUCUAUGAUGGAGGCAGACAUUGAUACGAACACAGAACCCAUGAUUGUCGAUGCCCCCGCCAAAGUUGCCCCCAUUAUUAAACCCAUGCCCAUGCUUACCGAAGCUAUUGUUACCCAGGUACCAAGAUUCUCUGUUCCCAGCACAGUGACUGCUUCUGUCCCACCACCCCCAAAAUGUUUCCCAGCCCCAAUUCUAACAUCUGCCCCUCCCACUGCACUUCCCGGUCCUCUCCCACCACCUCCUCCUCUCACCAGGAAAGUUGAUGUUCCUGUCGCCAGUCAGAUCAUCCAGAUACAGAAUGUGCCACAAAAGAAACCUGAAGAAGUUCCCUCUGAAAUUAUUAUCCAGACCAUCCCUCAGUAUCAUCCCAUCCCUUGUCACUCCAGCUCCAAUGUGGUAGUGGAACCCAGUGGACUUGUGGAGAUGAGUAACUUCACCAGCCAGAGGCUCAGAGAGGAGGACGCCAUGUUGCUUCACCACGGAGAAAGCAGCAAAACCCAAGCUCCUAUCCACAUUGAGGACGUAUAGCAGCACCUCAACGAACAAACGUAUGCUGGAGUGACCUCCAACGCUUUUGUCACGUGACCUCCUACGCUUGUGUCACAUGACCUACGCUUACGUCACAUGACUCCUGUACAAUAUGGACGCCUCGUUCCCUUUUUAACAAGUGAAGAUGUUCUGUGGGCUUGAGAAGCUGGUGGUGUGACCCUAUCAGACCUAAAUGGGAAAUCAGAGGUCACGAAGAGGAGGAUGAUCGUCUUAUUGGUGCAGUCCUUUCACUGGUGCUGACAUGUUUUACAAUUUUAAAGGGACAUUUCCCAUUUGUUUGUAAGAUUUUGAAGCACACUGGGUGGAGCGGACGUUCAUAUCUGAUCAGUGGAAUUUACAUAACAUAGUCUUUGCUUCUUACUCAAGCCACACUGAUAUUCUGCAAAUCAUGAGAGACCAUUUAUACUUCUGAAUGUGUUGAAUAACUUGGCCUUGAAUUUCUACCAUUGAAGUGGAAGAAUUUUUACAUUUCCAAUGAAUUUACAAAUAUUAAAUGCUCAUUUGCCACAAAAUCCCCUUAAUUUGGAACAGUUUGUCACCUCCCUAAUAAGAAAAGGACUCGCCCUUCUUCAGCCUAGAUUAAUUCCAUUAAGCCCGUCUUUAUUUCCCCACAGGCCCAUAAAAACCUGUAAAAUGUAGCAAUGUCUACAUCUAUUGGUCAUAAAAGUGGACUUGGACUUUAUUUUUUUUUUUACUGGAGGUGAGUUUUGGGAGAUCUGUUUAGGAGUUACUUUAAUUUUUAAUGUUCAAAUCUGGAAUGAAGCAGCCUUAGAACUGCCCUUGUGUGUCACCAAUCCUUGUAAUUGCUCUGGAUCCAGUGCAGGAUGUGGUGGAGCAUUAAAGGAUAAGUAAAACCUU